CGAUAAUUUUUAGAACUUGAUAGUCUGUCCUCCUAAUGAUCAGACAGACGCAACCAUUAUGAAACAAAGGAUGCAGGUAACAGGCUCGAUCUCGAACGAAAAUGCGCAGAACUACACCUGGUCGCCAUAUACGACGGUUGUACUAGACUGUGGAUCUCACUUGACGAGAGCCGGCUUUGCAGGUGCUAGCGACCCGCAGUUUGUCUUGCCGAGUGUGGUCUCAACCUACGUGAGUGAGCAGCGGAAAUACAACUCUCUAUGUGAUUGAUAUGUUGAAUGAACGAAUGUGUCUAGCAGGUGAAGGCGUUUGCAGUGCCUUACUCUGAAAGUCUUGAAUACUUCUUCUUUUUCGUUUCCUUGAUUCUUUUUUCGCGGACAUUUUCAAACAAAUGACGUUUCUCAAGAAUAACGGCCUGCAUCUUUUUCUUCGAAAGCAAACCAUUCGAAAUAGAUCAGGUUUUUCAAGGAAGUGAUGGUGAUCAGGCAGGCCCUAAAAGUUUCUGCUGCGGCAUAGUCAUAGAAGUCUCUUCGGAAUUUACACUUACCAGUUUUAGUCUAGUACUACGUCUAGUACGCCUCGCGGAGGUGGGUUCGUUUGUUGUUGUAAUUAUGAGAUGUUAAAAACUUUCACUUUUUCGUCCCCUUGUACUACUACGAUUGGGUACACUACCACUAGUACUUUGCUAGCUCCUUUCAACAGGUCUUUGUACACGACCUGCGUCUUGUUCAUAUUGAAGCCUCAAGGGUGCUACAAGUGGUGGAGCCUAUGGCACUCCGUCACGCACAGCGGAUGCUGCACCCAGCGAUUUGUCGUAUGAUAUCGGACAGUUCGCGUACGAGGCCAGACACAGUCCCUCUUUCCAGGUGUCUCACCCAAUAGGGAGCAACGGCGUGGAAGACUGGGACAGCCUCGAACGAUACUGGUUUUAAGGUUCCUCCUUCCCCUAGUCCAUCUUGUAAGUCACAGGCAUCCUGCUCGUGGAGAAGUUUCAUUUUCAAAUUUCCUAUCUACUUAUGAUCAAGGACAAGGGGAAAAACAAAAAGGGCACCCCACCCCCAGGAGGCAUCUCAGGAUGGAUUAGGGCGAGAUCUUCUAAGGGUUACAGCUCUUUUUCAAAUAUCUGCGUGUGAUGCCCGACGACGCGGAUGUUGUGCUCUGCGAGCCUCCUUUUUUUGGCGUAGAAUUUGCGAAAAUGGCAACCGAGGUUUUCUUCGAUGUGCUGGGUGUGAAUUCGCUCUGUCUAGUUCCAGCACCUGUAUGCGCUUUGCAUGCCGCCAGUGUCCAACUAUCUGUACUUAUGGCUUUAAUUUCAAUAUGAUCGAUGAAGCAGACUCCACCGUCGGUCUUCUUCUUCCGUCUUCGAAAGCAGCAUCUUGGUAACAAGACCAGGGCUUUGCUAGUCUAAAGAGAUGAAAAAAAUGCAGAGGCGGGUUUCUGGUACUAAAAUAUGGUCUAAUGUGCCUUCUCCUCCAGCUGCAGCGUCUUUCGGCCUCGUUGUUGAGAAGGUUCACGUAGGCAGCAAGACGCUUUAUUUCGCUCCCGGCGAGAGCUCAACAAGUACAGGCCUUGUCGUAGACGUGGGACAUCGAAGUACGAGGUUAGUUUAAGGCAUCCACAAAUCCAUCUUUCUGAGCACCUUGGCUCACUUUCUCAAGGGAAAACGGGGACCACGAUGCCCCUGCGGAUAGAUUUGUGGUAGUUCUAAUUAGUGCCUGUCGUAGAGAAUAUGCCGCUGUAUGCGACAGGAGACGUUUUUCCUUUUGGCGGGCACCAUGUUACCGAAUACGUACAUGACUGUCUGCAGGAGCGGAAAGAAGAAGGUAGAUAGAUGUUAUUAGUCAAUGUUUUCUCUUACUACCGCCUCAAGCAGUGCAAUAGUGUAUACUGUUUUAUUUUUAGGCAACAGUUGUCUAAGUUUGAAGAGCAUGUAAUUGCGUAUGAUCAUCUUCAUGUUCUUAUUUCGUACCUCUACCUCCAGGCUCGGGCUCGUCAUUGGCCUGACAGCUGGCACGAAGUAGAAGUUUUUUACUGUAGCCUAAUAUCGUUGGAGACAACAUCAAGCAACUUGCAUCGAUGUAUACUAUUCAAUCAUACAACCAGGCGUACCGCCUGAGAUACGUCACGAAGUUGCGGAGAAAGUUAAAGUAAGCCAGGGCUAUGUAGCGAAAGAGCUACAAAGUGAGUUCGAAAAAUACGACGAACAGAAAUUUCUACAUCCAGAUCCCCAUGUUCGGAAGGAAUCGAAGAUAAAGUUAUGCAACAAGGAGUAUCAAGUAUGAGUAUCUGCAUCGUUCGAAUGUUUAACGCCGGGGGGAGCAAGUGGUUUACGUCUAGUGCUUUCUCGUUUUCUAAAUCCUGAUCUUCACUGCAAUUUUGAUAAAUCACUUUGUUUUUUUAGUAGAAGUACACGACGCAUAUUUAUUGAGGACGAGUCAGAACUUCUACUCAAGAAAUAAAUUAGUGACUAACUACUAAUGACAGCGCCUACAAUCUAAACAAUUCAUCACCUUUCUUAUGGAGGAGUCGAAGUCUCCUUUACGCAUACAAAGUACGUCAUUUAAUGUCGACAAAGUUUUCUCAGAGCUGUCUAAUGCACGUGAUGCAUAAGCACGGGCGUCAGGAAUGGAGCUGCGACGUAGGACCCGAACGCUUCCUCGGUCCGGAGAUUUUUUUUCAUCCGGAACUGUAUUCAAGGCGUACUCGUGUCGAGGCUAGCAAGACCGUGGUCACGGCCACAGCUGCAGGUGGGUCCGGAAGCGGCGCUAAGCAGGGCUCAGUGAACAACAAUCUUUAUGACCAUGGAUUAGUCACAUUCAUCACAGACUGUUCUUAGGAAGAUGAAAAGUUCAGGGUGCGCAUGAAGAUAAACCAGAGUGACGAUUUUAUUUUCCUUGUAUCUACAAACAUGAUAGAACUACAACGAACUAGUACUACUAGAAGUAAGUUGUAUGCUUAUUCACGUUGAUUCAGUAUCUGUGUUCUUCUACUUUUUGUUUUUUCUGUACAAGGAAGAACAUUUAUUUUAUGAGACUCCUUCAUUUCUGCAUUUCUGCUGCUGACGCGGUGAUCCGCAAGUGUCCGAUUGAUUAUCGGCGGCAACUCUAUCAGCGCGUUGUACUAGUGGGUGGCUCAUCACAAUUUCAGCACUUCUCGCACCGAUUUACUAGAGAACUGGGUCUUCGACUGAACACGAGCCAAGCAAGAAAAAUUCAAACGGGAGUGGCCCCUUUCGUUAAGGCUUGAAGCGCCAGUUAUCAGCUUUUUUUUAUAAGUGUUGCUCUAUUUCAAAUCGGUUUGUCUUUGUUACUGUUAGUGAUCGCUGGCGACCACCUUUAUUCAAUUUUGAUUGGACUGAAAGUACUACUAGCACUCGGGAAAGGAUCACAUACUUAAAUACCAUGCGAUGACUGUCGCGGCUGCUCCUGCAUGAGCUCUAACUUUCCCUUGCCUGUUAUGCAGCGCCACGCGAUCUGGCACGGCGCGAGUAUUUUCGCACAGACUGAGGCCUACAAACAAAAGAGAAUUACAAAGGAGGUGUAUGAGGAACAACAAUUUUCACGCGCGGCUCGUGGAGGAGGAAUUGGCGCGGGUACGAGUGGGUCGUUUGGGGACGAUGAAAUGCAUCGACCACUGCGGAACAACUACGAUAGUGCAGGUUCUUGUCCUUCCGCAGGAACAACUACUGCAAGAGCGGGAAAUAAAUCUACGUACAAUAAAAUUUUCUCUUGAGCAACGGAACGUGGAAUCAGGAAGUAGAGCAGUGGGGAGGUUCCCCGCGCCCGACGUAGAGAUGGGAAUCCCAUGAUUUCGUAUUUUAGAAAAGGUAACCUCUAGCUACAAUUAUAUAUACGUUUGUUUUCCUUCCUCGCAAUUGAGUUCCAUCUGAUAGCGCAAUGACUCAAAUGAAACCAACAGCUGGUGAACAAGGUGCCCCGAUAUUUGUAAAACCUCAACCUACUCGAACUCGUACAAAUAAGCACUCACUACUCGAAUAAAAGCGAUGGAGGAGAUGUGUCUGUCAACCAAUUUGGUGUCUAUGCGGGCGAAGUUGAUGAAGAGAGAGUAAAAAAGGUAAUCCAGUCAUUCCUGGACGACGAGUGUGAGGGACAAUUUUGUACGUCGUUUUUAGUGCUGUAGAAAAGAUGAUGAUUAUCAUCAAAGUCAAAC
This is a messenger RNA of Amoebophrya sp. A25, 4168 nucleotides long. Lineage: Eukaryota; Dinophyceae; Syndiniales; Amoebophryaceae. The record is from the annotation of a GenBank genome assembly.